Molecule: messenger RNA, 1400 nt
Organism: Arvicanthis niloticus (Nile rat)
Lineage: Eukaryota; Metazoa; Chordata; Mammalia; Rodentia; Muridae
Source: RefSeq, a predicted model, not a curated record
GUCUCAGAAACGGAAGUGUGGGUGGGUUUUACCGCACUCGGAGGCGGAAGCGGAAGUGUUUGUGACCGGCUAGUAGGAAGUGUUGCUUCCGGGAGUGGAGAUGGCUGCGCUGGCCCCGCUGCCGCCGCUGCCCGCGCAGUUUAAGAGCAUACAGCACCAUUUGAGAACGGCGCAGGAGCAUGACAAACGGGACCCCGUGGUGGCCUACUACUGUCGUUUAUAUGCUAUGCAAACUGGAAUGAAGAUCGAUAGUAAAACUCCUGAAUGUCGUAAAUUUUUAUCAAAGCUAAUGGAUCAGUUAGAAGCUCUUAAGAAACAGUUGGGAGAUAAUGAAGCUGUUACUCAAGAAAUAGUUGGUUGUGCCCAUUUGGAAAAUUAUGCCUUGAAAAUGUUCUUGUACGCAGACAAUGAAGAUCGGGCUGGACGGUUUCACAAAAACAUGAUCAAGUCCUUCUACACUGCCAGCCUUUUAAUAGAUGUCAUCACAGUGUUUGGUGAACUCACAGAUGAAAAUGUGAAACAUAGAAAGUACGCAAGGUGGAAGGCAACAUAUAUUCAUAACUGCUUAAAGAAUGGGGAGACUCCUCAAGCAGGCCCUGUUGGAAUAGAGGAAGAGAACGAUGUUGAAGAAAAUGAAGAUGUUGGUGCAACCUCUCUGCCCACCCAGCCACCUCAGCCAUCGUCAUCCUCAACAUAUGACCCAAGCAACUUGACAACAGGCAGCUACAGUGGGAUACAGAUUCCUCCAGGUGCACAUGCUCCAGCUAAUACCCCUGCAGAAGUGCCACACAGCACAGGUGUAACGAGUACUGCUGUCCAGCCUAGUCCACAGACUGUCUCAGCUGUGCCAGCCAUUGAUCCUGACCUGUACACAGCUUCCCAGGGGGAUGUCCGCCUGACCCCAGAGGACUUCGCUAGAGCUCAGAAGUACUGCAAAUAUGCUGGCAGCGCCUUGCAGUACGAAGAUGUGGGCACCGCUGUGCAGAACCUACAGAAGGCUCUCAGGCUGCUGACCACAGGCAGGGAGUGAGGCCUCUUCUCGGAACCGUGUGCUUUCCACCUAGAGAACUAACAAAGUCCAUUAUACUCUCCUCAGCCUUUCAGGAGCAUGGGUUUGCAGAAGACCUCACUUCCCCUGAGUAAGACAGUGACUCCUGUGUGUUUCAGAAGCAUUUAUGGGCUGCCUCGGCCACUUGUCAUUGAGUGUGUAGAGCUAUCAAACCCUGCUAUAAAAUGUCCUUGUAGAAAAUCAUGUUGGGUAUAAUAUGCUUUCUUAAUUUAUACACACUAAAGGAAGUUUUUGAAAAAUCUGUAAUAUUUGGACAAACAAACCAUAUUAUGUUGCUUUAAUAUUCUAAAUUAAACUUUUAAUAAAGGUUACCAGAAUAUUCUGGGUUAGA